CUAUCAACAAGGCACAUUCGUCGCUGAUCCCAACGGCUAAUCCGUCCAUCUAGAUCCUACAGAUCCUAGGUUUGGCUGGAACUGUGAUGGCUGGUUCUAGCUCCGACGCCAUUACUUUGGGGGCACAAAGUAUCGAACCGCAUCAUUGGAGGUGCUGUUUCAGUUGUUGAUCGACGCCAAGGUCGUGGGAAGCUCCAUCGGAGCCUUGACUUGGUGAAUGAAAAGGAUGCUGACAUCGAACAAUCGUCGUAGGACUGCCAUAGCCCCGAAGACUUGGUGGGGCCUUCCACAAAGGGAAAGUGGUAGGAUGGGGAAAGAAGAAACGAAAAGAAGAAGUAAGAAUAAGGGAAACGACAAAAGGCUGACAGUCGAUACAGCAUGCAGUGCCAAGAAAUCCUAUCAAUCUAGGAGCAUGGAUGGUGGAUUCCACCUGAAAGACCGAAGUUUGUCAUUGCUGUGUGCCUUGCUAAUUGGACAGUUUACAGGGUUCGUGAAUCCUUCUAGGGCCAUUUCUAUGCUCUUCCGGGUACUAUAUAUCCGAAACCAAGAUGCAGCCUUGCAGGCGCAGCUGAUUGGACUAAGCUUAGCAUCAGGCUCCGAACAGUGCAUACCGAACACUAGUAGCCAUGUCGGCGUGAAGCAGGACCAAGCGAUCUUUCGGUUCCUCGGGAACUGACAACAUCUUCAUCACAUUUGCAAGCCCCUGAACCCUGGAUCACUCAUGAUCAUGACUAGUGCUAGACAAUGAGCCACUGUCGAGAGGGGCAAGGU
Molecule: messenger RNA, 771 nt
Organism: Aspergillus candidus
Lineage: Eukaryota; Fungi; Ascomycota; Eurotiomycetes; Eurotiales; Aspergillaceae
Exons: 1
Coding region: 218-676 (152 amino acids)
Source: RefSeq, a predicted model, not a curated record